Macrosiphum euphorbiae (potato aphid) is the source of this 681-nucleotide messenger RNA. NCBI's taxonomy places the organism in Eukaryota, Metazoa, Arthropoda, Insecta, Hemiptera, Aphididae. The record is from the annotation of a GenBank genome assembly.
AUGAGAGAAAAUAGAUUGCCCAAAAACUGCCCCAUGUCAAAUCAAAAAAUUAUGCAAAAAAAAGAAAGAGGAGAAUCAGAAUCGGCAAUUGAAAAAAAUAGUGGAGUGUUUUUUGCAAGGUGGAAAGACAAUGGGAUAGUCACCAUUGGUUCAACAGUACACGGGGUAACCCCACAAAGUAAGACCAAAAGGUACUCUAAAACACAAAAGAAAAUUGUGCAAGUUGAUAUGCCAAAUUGUGUUUUCAUGUACAAUAAAUACAUAGGUGGAACAGACCAAAUGGAUGAAAACAUAGCUCGCCAUAGAAUUGGAAUUCGAGGUAAAAAAUGGUGGUGGUCUUUAUUUACAUGGCUGAUUGAUGUUGCUAUAACCAAUUCAUGGAAACUUUAUGUUAAUUCUGGUCAUAAGGUUACUCAGUUAGAAUUUAGACGAUCAAUUGUUCAAGAAUAUCUAACACGUUUCAAAAACGCUCCAAAAAGAAAAGGACGACCCAGUAGCACAUCAUCAAGAGUUCCAGAGGGUAUUCGUUUUGACCGCCUUGACCAUCAUGUCAUACCAACAGUUGAUGGUAAAAGAAAAAGAUGUGCUGGAGCAAUGUGCACUUCUUCAGUUAGAACAAUGUGUAAUAAGUGCGAUGUUGGACUUUGUGUUGAUUGUUUUAAAACAUUUCAUACCAAAUGA